CGUGUGUGCCUAGGGUGUGUAGGUGUGGAAGGCAGGAGGGGAGAGCUUGAAGACGUGGGGUGCUGGAAGUUGUCAGCCUUUAGAGGGAAGCAUCAGACGCUGCGAUCAAAAUGCCGAUUUGGAGGAGGCAGCGAGAGGAGACCCUGAGCCGCGUCUCCCCCUGGACCCGGGUGGGAUGGCCUCCAGAUCCCCGCUUCUCCCAGGGCUCUGGAGCAGUGCUCGACGUGCUGGCAGCUUUGUGCAGCCCUCUCCCAUCACCAGGGGCUUUGUCCUUGCACCUCGGUGGUGGGGAGAUGUGGAAGGGGCUGGGAGCAGAGGGAGGAGGGCAGCUGCCCUCCCACCACGCAGCCUCAAAGGGUUAACAGGCCCCGGGGAGCCUGGAGGGCCCCGCUCCCACCCUCUGCCCAAUCCUGGGAAUCCCUCUGUGCUAAUUGAGCACUAACGAGAUCAAAGGCUCCAAUCAGGCAAUCAACACCCCCCUGGCCCCUGCCUUCAGUGCCCCUGCCAGCGGGUCCCCAGCACAGCUCUUUGUCUGCAGGAGGCGAGCGGGAUGGGGCCUCUCCCCGCGCCUGCCAGCUUCAGGGCUGGCCUCGCCUGGGCUCUCCUUAGCAUCAGUCUGGGGAUGGAUUUAAGUUUGCAGGAAAGCUUGCUGUUAAAAUCCUUGGGUUUGAGUACCAAGCCCAGCCCCAAAGUCCCCAUUCCUGUGCCGUCUGUGCUCUGGCGGAUCUUCCAGAAGAGAAAGGUGCCUCCUGCAAACAAAGACCUGGCGGAUGGCUGUAGGGUGGAGGAAUUUAAUGUCCCGGGGAACGUCAUCCGUGUCUUCGCUGACCAAGGCCACUUCAUUCAUAGCGGGCAGCCCCAGACGUUGCUGUGCCUGCAGAAGCGUCUGUACUUUAAUCUCUCGGUGCUGGAGGAGGGCGAGCGCUUGACAAUGGCUCAGCUGGAGAUCAAAUUCAGCCACAACUCGUACCACGCGUCCAGCCAGGGGCAGGUUUUUGAGCUGAGGCUGUACCGAGCCCCCCAGCUGCCUCUGCGGGGGAUGCCCUCCCCUGAGCCCGGCCGCACGCUGCUGGUGGAGCAGUCCUUCGCCCGGCUGCACAAGUCUCUGCUCUUCAACCUGAGCGGGGUGGCGAAGGACUGGAGAACUCACAGUAGGAAUCUGGGCCUGAUCCUGGAGAUCUCGGUGAGCAGCGGAGGCGGAAUGUCAGCCGGGGCGAGCGGGGGGCCACAGAGCCUCUGUGCCAGCAUCGAUUCCUUCCUGGAUACCUCUCUCCUGGUGGUGAGCCUCAGCCAGCAGCAGUGCCGGGCCUCCAGGAGGAGGAGAAGUGCUUACAACCUCCCCGUCACGCCGAGCAACCUCUGCAAGCCCAGGCGGCUUUACAUCAGCUUCAGCGACGUCGGCUGGGAGAACUGGAUCAUCGCCCCGCAGGGCUACAUGGCCAACUACUGCCUCGGUGAGUGCCCCUUCCCCCUGACGGCCGAGCUCAACAGCACCAACCACGCCAUCCUCCAAACCAUGGUGCACUCGCUGGACCCCGAGGGGACGCCCCAGCCCUGCUGCGUCCCCGUCAGGCUGUCCCCGAUCUCCAUCCUCUAUUACGACAACGACGACAACGUGGUGCUGAGGCACUACGAGGACAUGGUGGUGGAUGAGUGCGGCUGCCGGUAGCGCAGCGGCCGCCUGGGUGCGCGCCGGGGGUUCCCGGGUGAAACGGUGACUGGUUGUUGGAAUAAACCCACGUGUGUUAAA
Molecule: messenger RNA, 1750 nt
Organism: Oxyura jamaicensis (ruddy duck)
Lineage: Eukaryota; Metazoa; Chordata; Aves; Anseriformes; Anatidae
Gene: GDF1
Product: growth differentiation factor 1
Exons: 2
Coding region: 551-1669 (372 amino acids)
Biological process (GO): SMAD protein signal transduction; BMP signaling pathway
Cellular component (GO): extracellular region
Molecular function (GO): cytokine activity; growth factor activity
Source: RefSeq, a predicted model, not a curated record